CAACGGCAGCUGUGGAAAAGAAGAUGCGACCCAACCGAACUUUUACAUCCCAAGCUCAGUUCAGCAGAUUGGAGCUGUCUUAUUACGGUAUUUAAAUAUUUUAAUUAAACCUCUGUAUUUAUAAACAGGCCCUGAAAUAUAUCAUGUGUAAUUUUAAAGAACACAAGAGAUAAACUAGGAAGUUGAAUGAAGGCCUUGCCUUGGUGGUGGUCUAAAAAUAGUCAAUAUUAACAUGAAUAUGAUUGAUACUGAUUAAACUAUUACUACUAUUACUAUUACUAUUUGACUAUUGAUACUCGUCCACACUCAGACUAAUUAGUAAUUCUUAUUAAUUAUGUAAAUUAUAAGAUACUAUACAAUAUAAACUAUACAAUAUAAACUAUUAUAUAAUAUAUAUUAAUAUUAUAUAUAUAUAAUAUAGAAGUUUUAGUUAAUAUAGUCUAUCUACUUACACUUACAACUUACAGACACUUUAAAAUUUCACUUCCGGUACUCUAGUAGAGUAGAGCACUGGUAACACUGGACACUGGAAUUAAACCAGUCACUUUGGAACUUUCUUUGGCUUAAGUUUAAGAGUCUAUGUAUAGGUAAAUUUUGACUACGCUUGCCACUAUUUUCUCAAUGGCCACCAUCUUGGUUAACACGUCACAAGAAGUCAUCUAUCCCUAUGCCUAACCUGAACCCUAAAUCGAUCCAUAUGCCGCAUGCCUAACCUGAAACCCUAAAUCGAUCCCUAUGCCUAACUUGAACCCUAAAUCAAUCCCUAAAAUAAUUUAGUAAAAAUAAACAAAGGGAAGUCACUCCCUGGAAAAUAAGUCGUGGCAAUCGUAACUAGGAUUAGCCAUAUUUAUCUAGUAGGAUUAGUAGGAUACUAACUUAUCUAUAACUAUAAUCUAAACCAAGUCCAAAGUGUGUGGAGGGGGGGGGACCCAUACAUUUUGCAGGCACAUAGAUUUUUGGAGAUUUAGGUAUUUUUAGUUAGUAAUCGAUCAUUUAUAGAGUCAUCCCUUCUUUUUAAAAUUAAUUUGUUAUAAUUUAAAUUUUGUUUUAAUUAAAUUGGUUAGUCUAAAACAUUUGUUGUUAAUAAGCCUGACCUAUUAUUAACUUGUUUUGAAAGGAUCAUUACCUGAUCGUAUCAUUUUUCGGUUAGACUAAAGUAUUAUAGUUAUAGUAAUCUCAUUUAAAAAGCUUUCCUAAGUUAAUUUUUAAUAUAUAUUUCAAACAGCUCCCAUUUAUAUUUUAUAUAUCAUUAUAAAUAUUAUGCUGUAAGUGUAAUGAAUUCUUGUGGCUCAUCUUCAUUGUCUUGAUCAUUUUCAACUCAUUACAGUUGUCAAGCUCGUCCUGAUAACCUCAUAAGACAUUUCUUCAUGGAAAUUUAAUUACUGAGCUGACUUUGCUUUAGUGCGUUGACAUGACUUCUACAAAAGUCAAGCCUGCCAAGCCGAGAGAGGAUAACCUUAAUCCAACACACAAGCCUUCAGUGCCCAGCAUGGAUACAUUUUUUAUAAAGUUGCCAUUUGCUUUCCCCGUCUCAGAGAGUAAUGGUCGGAAGAUAAAUGACAUUCUUGGUUUCAGCUUGCGCCAGCAAAAAGAUGAUAAAAUUUCAGAUAAUGCUGAAUUUAUUGUACUUGUCAUCCAUCAGUGCUUGGAAGCUAUUGGUGUUGAAGCCAGAAUAGUAUUCGGUGAGAGAACUAUCCAACCACAGACAAAUUAUAGGCCCCAUGUGUGGCUUAUGAUACAGGGAUAUAUUGUUGACAAUACCUAUGUAAAAGAACUUCAGAAUCAUAACAUCACUUACAUUGAGGAUAAUUUUCAGCAGUGUUACAGGGAAUGUGAAUAUGAUAAGAAUCUAUUGAAACAGACACCAUCAAUAGAGUCAUUAGAUAUUGAUCACUAUAGUUUUAAAAAGCGUCUGAAUUUUUUCAUACACCAACCAAACAAAGGACUUGCAUUAGGUCUCAAUCGUGAACAGUCUUAUAAUUAUUAUUUUGCUAUGAUCAGACACAUGUAUGAUGAAUACAAGGUGUCUAUAAAGGGCAUAGACCCAAGGGUUCGAUACAUGUGCUGGUAUUGUGAGCGCUAUCCAAAGAAUGGAAUCAAUUUUAUUACAGAUGUCUUAAGACAAGGAACAAGCGACGAUCAAUUAACAGAGACAAAGUCUGCCACAAGUUGGCAAUUUCAACAUUGCAGCCAGUGCAUGGUUGCCAGUUAUUGUGACCGUGAAUGUCAGAUGAAAGAUUGGGCUGAAAUUCAUCAAAUUACUUGUAUAUCACGUGGAUCUAUGAAUCUAUCCCCGUUGCCAGAUUUACCCCCCUACUCAUCAGAGACAAAAAAAAAUAUUUUGUCUUCAGUGUCUCAUUUUUAAAGGAAAUUGAUCAGAAACCUAUUUCUUAACAGCUGCUACCAGUCAACAAAGAAUCAAUCACUACCAGUUGUAUUUACAACAAAAGAUCAAUAAACCAAAUAAUAUCUUAUUUAUUAUAAUUGUAAAGACAAAUUAAACAACAUAUAGUAA
Messenger RNA from Lymnaea stagnalis (great pond snail), 2515 nucleotides. NCBI's taxonomy places the organism in Eukaryota, Metazoa, Mollusca, Gastropoda, Lymnaeidae. The record is from the annotation of a GenBank genome assembly.